This is a messenger RNA of Symbiodinium sp. CCMP2456, 648 nucleotides long. The record is from the annotation of a GenBank genome assembly. Lineage: Eukaryota; Dinophyceae; Suessiales; Symbiodiniaceae.
AUGCCGGCCAAGCUCAGCAUCAACGAUGUGGAUGUCGCUGGAAAGCGGGUCUUCAUGAGGGUGGACUUCAACGUGCCACAGGACAAGGCCGACCCCACGAAGAUCACCAACACACAGCGCAUUGACGGGGCCCUGCCUACCAUCAAGAAGGUGUUGGAGAAGGGCGCCAAGUCCGUCGUCCUUGCUUCCCACCUUGGCCGCCCCGAUGGCUCCGUCGUUUCGAAGUACUCACUGGCCCCAGUGGCCAAGAUCCUGGAGGAGAAGCUGGGCAAGCCAGUCACUUUCUGCACGGACUGCGUCGGGCCGGAGGUGGAGGCUACGUGCGCUGACCCCGCGGCUGGCAGCGUGAUCCUUCUUGAGAACCUGAGAUUCCACGUGGAAGAGGAAGGCAAGGGAGUUGAUCCCGAGGGCAACAAGAUCAAAGCAGACAAGGAGAAGGUAGCAGCAUUCCGGGCAUCCAUCAGGAAACUUGCGGACAUCUACUGCAACGAUGCCUUCGGAACUGCGCACCGUGCUCACAGCUCCAUGGUUGGAGAGGGUUUCGAUGUGAAGUGCGCCGGCGAUCUCAUGGGCAAGGAGCUCGAGGCUUUCGCAAAGGUCUUGGACAACCCCGCCAAGCCCGUGUUGGCCAUCCUCGGUGGUGCAAAG